CGCCGCCUACCAACCAAACGGGGGCACUCGGUUCGCUUGCGCACACUUGCGCACGGAGCAAUAUUAACAACCGGGCACUAGUGGUUGUUUGCGCUUCAACCAGUACGGACGGGGCGGACGGUUUUCGUUUGCAAAGCAGCUAGCGCUCGACGGCAUUUGAACAAAUCGUCAAGCAUGGCAACGAUGCAGUUUACACGCAACUUGUUGCAGCAGUGCAGCAGCGCAGCAAGCGCACGCCUCGUCUUCUAUAGUACUGCCACUGCCGGUAAUCAUAAGCUUCGGCAGAUCAUUCAACACCAGCUGGACGACAUUCGGGAGGCCGGAACGUACAAGAGCGAGCGUAUUAUAACCACGCCGCAAGCGACGGCUAUUGGUGUGGAGGGUAGCACUGGCAAGAUUCUUAACUUUUGUGCUAACAACUACCUCGGACUAUCGGCCAAUCAUGACGUCAUCAACUAUGGCAAGAAGGCACUCGAUGAGUACGGUGCUGGGUUGAGCUCUGUUCGCUUCAUCUGCGGCACGCAGGACAUUCACAAGCAGCUCGAGAACAAGCUGUCGCAGUUUCACCAGCGUGAGGAUACGAUCCUGUACGCGUCAUGUUUCGAUGCCAAUGCUGGCAUCUUUGAGGCGGUUCUGACGCCCGAGGAUGCCGUGUUUUCCGACGAGCUGAAUCACGCCUCCAUUAUCGACGGCAUUCGGCUGUGCAAGGCGAAGAAAGCGCGCUAUCUGCACCGCAACAUGGCCGAUCUGGAGGAGAAGCUGCGUACGACGGACGCCCGCAUCAAGAUGAUCGUAACGGACGGUGUGUUCUCGAUGGAUGGUAAUGUGGCACCGUUGGCGGAAAUUUUCGAGCUAGCCGACCGGUACGGUGCGGUUACGUUCGUGGACGAUUGCCAUGCGACCGGGUUCUUCGGCAAAACUGGGCGCGGUACGGAGGAGUUCUACGGCAUGCUGGGACGGUGUGAUAUUAUCAAUUCCACGCUGGGGAAAGCGCUUGGCGGUGCGGCCGGUGGUUAUACGACGGGACCGCGCGAGCUGAUCGAUCUGUUGCGCCAAAAGUCUCGGCCGUAUCUGUUCUCCAACUCGCUGCCUCCGCCAGUGGUUGCGAGUGCGUUGAAGGUGAUCGAUAUGCUGAUGGAAUCGAGCGAACUGACGGCGAAGGUGCAGAGCAAUACGCGCCGCUUCCGGGAGGCGAUGACGCGGGCUGGUUUUACCAUCUCCGGCAUGGAUCAUCCAAUUAGCCCGGUAAUGUUGGGCGAUGCACGCCUGGCGUCGACGUUUGCGGAUGAGAUGCUGAAGCGUGGCAUCUAUGUGAUCGGCUUCAGCUAUCCGGUCGUUCCCAAGGGCAAGGCUCGCAUUCGUGUGCAGCUGUCGGCGGCUCACUCGGAGGAGGAAAUCGAUCGUGCGGUGGCGGCAUUCAUUGAGGUCGGCAAGCAGCUGGGUGUGGUGUCGUAAGACCGGGGCACACUUGCACAUAAGACGUUCGGUACAUUGUUCAGAUGUUUCGAGCGGAACAUGGAAUGGAUUAAUGUUGAAAAA
Messenger RNA from Anopheles merus, 1539 nucleotides. It is a transcript of the gene Gcat, whose product is annotated as 2-amino-3-ketobutyrate coenzyme A ligase, mitochondrial. NCBI's taxonomy places the organism in Eukaryota, Metazoa, Arthropoda, Insecta, Diptera, Culicidae. The coding region runs from base 175 to 1455 and encodes 426 amino acids. The record is from RefSeq and is a predicted model, not a curated record. Gene Ontology annotation, molecular function: pyridoxal phosphate binding; glycine C-acetyltransferase activity. The transcript is spliced from 4 exons. Gene Ontology annotation, biological process: biosynthetic process; L-threonine catabolic process.